This is a messenger RNA of Porites evermanni, 2197 nucleotides long. The record is from the annotation of a GenBank genome assembly. NCBI's taxonomy places the organism in Eukaryota, Metazoa, Cnidaria, Anthozoa, Scleractinia, Poritidae.
AUUGAAGACUUGCAAGACUUCAAGGAGAUCGUGAAGGAUUUUGAUGACGUGGCGGAUUUCCUGAUCGUUUACAUGGAGGAGGCGCAUCCUAUUGAAGGUUGGAGAAUAAGGGUAAGAUCCUUUGAUAGUUUGAGUCUGUAUAGAAAUGGUCUUAACACAAAGGGUUUGUUCAAGGUGAGUGCUCGUCUUUUCCUUCUUCUCUGCGAACUGUGGUAACCUCCCGGCGUUGAACCUUUCCUGAGUUAAAGUUGUUCAAAUUCCUCCGGGACGGGGGGAGCCCGGGGGGGGGGGGUACUCCCAUACAUUACCUAUACGGGUAUGUGCCGCCCAACGGGGUCGUGAUUUUAAAGCUCCUGGUUUAGAAAGGGGUAUCCAUUUCAGAGGCGUUUUCUAGAACGGGGUAUAAUAUUUCGAACGCAUGAAAGCUCCAGUUUUGUAAGCAGCCAUUUGAAAUUAUUCAAGGACAAAUUGCUUUUAAAAAUACGGCUCAAUGCGUUACUGAAGCAAACUGUUAUACUCUUGUUGCACCCUAGAAUGGAGUAUCAAAAAUUGGCCCAUUUCUAGAACGGGGUAUCAGUUUUAGGGCGAAUUCUAGAACGGGGUAUAAAAAAUUGGCCCAUUUCUAGGAUGGGGUAUCAAUUUUAGGGGAAUUUUUUUUUAGAACGGGGUGCCAAUCUGGAGUCCCGGGCGGCACAUACCCACCCAAAAAAUACCCAAGUGCCCCCCCCCCCCCCAGGGGGGGAGUCCCAUAUAAAAGUGACAGGGAUGCUUGUCGUAUCGCUUAGGUGUUUAAAUUGCAGAUUUGGUCUCACUUAAGGCUGGUUUUCUGUAGCAACGGAGUUGGAGUAGGAGUCGUAAUCAGAAGCGUAGAGCUUAUAUGAUCUAAUGAAAACCAGAUUGUCGGAGUCAGGAGCAAAAGCAGAAUAACUUAGAAACAAUCACAGAGUGUGGGAAUGUGCGUCGUGAUUGGUUUAUCCAUCUGCUUCUGCUUCCGACUCCGACAAUCUGGUUUUCACUAGAUCAUAAGUGGAAUGUAAGCGACAGAGUUAUAAUUGGAGUCGGGAGAACAAAUGGAAACGUUCUGAUUCUUCUGACGUGUUUUGACUCCGAUUCCGUAAUGCUUUUGACUCCAUGCACUCAGGACUCCGAUUUUUGAUUUUCACUAGGUCAUUUUGCUCUUAUGACUCCGUUUGCAACUCUGACUCUGACUCCGACUCCGUCACUAGUGAAAAUGAGCCUUUAGGGUCUUUGGGAUGGAAAGUCAGUACACUUGCCCUUUCAGGAACUGCUUAGAGCUGUGCAUAAAGAACUCUCCUUGGGAUUUUUAUGCACAUGCCAAAAAUGGUAAUGAAUGCUACAAAUAUUCUUGAGAAGAAAGGUAUCUUUGAUAGGGAUACAUUGCACAGGUUUUUAGGCCCUUUUUGUCUCCUUCAAUGUGAUGAUGAAGUUCUUGAAAUGAAAAAAACUUUUUUAAAAAUGCCCCACCCCACCCACAUAAUGUCAUAUUACUCCACCUAAUAACAAUGACUGUUGACAAUUUCUUGUCCCCACAGGGCUCAUCAACAAGUCAAAUACUAGGGGGUGUUUGUUUCAUAGACUCCUGUUGGAAGUUUCUGUCUUGCAAAGCUGGGUGGUAAUACCGAUACAUCAUACCCGGCCCAGCUUUGUUUGUUUAAUUGUUUGUUAGUUUAUGGUGACAUGUCAGUGCAAAAUGGCAACCAAACUGGAAAAACUGAAAACCAUACUGGCUACCAGUCCAAAAACCCACUUAUAUCAAGUUUAGGAAAAACUGUAGAGGACAACAAGUACAAUUUGUAGCAAAACUGAGUUUAAGCCAACCUUGAUUGGAAAGUGCCAAAACGUUGUCAAAUAAUUUACUUCAUGCACAUUUGCAUUAAAUUUCUUUUUGUUACUUAUUCUUCAUAAGGAUAAUUAUGAAAUCAAGGAGCACAGAAGCAUGGAGGAUCGUUUACAGGCUGCCCAGAUGUUAGCAUCGCUAGACCCCUUGGUACCUAUUGUUGUUGAUCCUCUUGAUAAUCAAGCUCUUACUGCAUAUGCGUCCUUUCCUGAGAGGCUUUAUAUUGUACAAGAUGGUAGAAUAGCAUAUGAGGGACGUGUUGGACCUGUGGGGUAUGAUCUCAAGGAGCUUCGACAUUGGUUAAAUGGUUGGAAAGGACAGCUAAAUGUCAGUCCAUAG